Messenger RNA from Mucor velutinosus, 1209 nucleotides. RefSeq lists its product as uncharacterized. The transcript is spliced from 5 exons. Gene Ontology annotation, cellular component: cytoplasm; eukaryotic translation initiation factor 3 complex. Bases 1 to 1209 code for a protein of 402 amino acids. The record is from RefSeq and is a predicted model, not a curated record. NCBI's taxonomy places the organism in Eukaryota, Fungi, Mucoromycota, Mucoromycetes, Mucorales, Mucoraceae. Gene Ontology annotation, biological process: cytoplasmic translational initiation. Gene Ontology annotation, molecular function: translation initiation factor activity.
AUGUCCGCUAGCAAUAUCUUUGUACAGGGUGGUGCUGAUAAUCAAAUUACUGAUUUAGCUCUCUACAUCUCCAAAUUGAGAGGCGAGGAAGGUGACUCCCAAGCACCCUAUGUUCAACACAUUGGGGCUUUACAAAAGUCUGAUAAGAAGGAUACUGUCUAUGCCGAGCUUGCCAAGGACGCUUCCAUCUUGUUGACCAAGAACGAUAGAGAGGUCGAAGGUGCUUUCAACUUGCUCAUUGUUACAGUUUUGAGUGCUCCUCAAUCUUUUAUUUCUUCUGCUGUUGAAGGCUUGGUUGACACUUUGACCAAGACUGAGAGCAACAAGACCAGCUUGAAGCAAAAAAUCUUACUCAACUUGUACAAUGCCCUUCCCGGUAACUCACCUCUUCGUUACAAUGCUUUUGUCGGCUUAGUUGAUGCCACUGCUCAAGCUGAUGAACUCGAAUCACUCUAUCCUCAAUUAGAAUACAUUGAUGCCUGGACCAAGCAAUGGGGCAUUGACCAGCAAACUCAACGCAACUUGUAUGAUUAUUUGAGCCAAGUGUUGCUCAAGGCUGGAGAAGACAAGUUGGCUCUUGAUUUCUCAUUAAAGAAAUUGGCUAUUCUUGAUGAAAAUGAUGCCGAGACCACUACUCUCGCCAAGGACGUUGUUCUCCGUGCUGUUUCCAUGGAAAACUACUACGCUUUCGAAGAUCUCUUGCAAUACAACUCUAUUCAAAAACUCAAGGGUACUGAAGAAUUCGAAUUACUCGACGUCUUUUUGAACGGUACCUUGUCUACAUACCAAACCUUCGCCACUGCUCACACUAGCUUGAUCAAGGAUGCUGAUAAGAAUAUUCACAAGAUGCGUUUAUUAUCUUUGGCCUCUCUUGGAUCCGAGAACCUCGCUCGUGAAUUGACUUAUGCUGAGAUUGCCAACAACCUCCAAAUUCCCGAAGACGAAGUCGAGAUGUGGGUGAUUGAUGUUAUUCGUGCUGGUCUCGUUGAAGCCAAGUUGGAUCAACUCAACAAAACUGUCAUUGUUCAUCGCAGCAUCUAUCGUGUUUUCGGAAAGGAGCAAUGGAAGAAAUUGAGCACAAGUUUGAGUGCCUGGAAGGACAACUUGAACGAAAUUUUGGCUGUUGUAGGCAAUGCUAAAUUAAUUGCUGGUGGUGCUUUACAAGGUGGUGCUGCUUCUAAUGUCGUUGUUGAAGGUGAAGCUAAAUAA